AUGUCGGUUUCUUACGAUUUCACCGAUCGCCGUUAUUUAGUAACCGGAGCAAGUGCUGGAAUUGGUCGAGGAAUUUGUCUUGAUUUAGCUAAAGCUGGAGCACAAGUUUUUGCAUUGGCAAGACAUCAAGAAGCAUUAGAUCAACUUGUUCAGGAAUCAGCGCAAUACGUAAGCUUUUUAAAAAUAAACUUAUCAAACUUGAGAUUAUUGUUUUCAGAAAUAUAAAAUAAUUGCAAUAAUUGGUGAUGCUGGAUCAUCUCAAGAAGUUUUGGAAUCUUUAAUUUCUCCGAUUCUUCCACUUGAUGGACUUAUAAAUAAUGCUGGAAUUGCUAGAAAUGCACCAAUUGGUGAAAUAAAACAAUGGCAAAUUGAUGAGUUAGUCAAUUUUUUCAAGUUUCAACAAAAAUUUAUUAAAAAAUCUUGUAGUGUUUACGCAGUGAAUGUCCGUGCUCCAAUUAUUCUUUCUCAAUUGGUUGCAGUUGAUUGGAUUGCGAGAAAAUUCCCAGGAGUUAUUGUAAAUAUGUCUUCUCAAUCAGGAAUGCGGCCACAUGAGGAUCAUAUCGUGUAUUGUAAGUUAAAAAUUGGGUUCAAAGCGAAAUUAUUUUUAAAGGUUCAUCCAAAGCGGCUCUAGAAAUGGUCACCCGAACUAUGGCUCUUGAUUUAGGAAUUCACAAUAUUCGUGUAAACAGUGUUAAUCCUACAGUAGUCUGGACUGAUAUGGCUAAAGCGGUAACCAAAUUUUGUUUGAAGAAAAACAAUUUAAUUGUUGAAUGAAACAAUUUCAGAGUUGGACAGAUCAAAAUAAAAUUGAUCAAAUGCUUGGCAGAAUGGCAAUCAAAAGAUUUGCUGAAAUUCAAGAAGUUGCCAAUGCAACUUUGUAUUUAUUGUCAGAUGCUUCAUCUUUGACAACUGGAAUGCCAUUGACUGUUGAUGGUGGAUUCACUAAAGUUUAG
This is a messenger RNA of Caenorhabditis angaria, 953 nucleotides long. Lineage: Eukaryota; Metazoa; Nematoda; Chromadorea; Rhabditida; Rhabditidae. The record is from the annotation of a GenBank genome assembly.